Molecule: messenger RNA, 2026 nt
Organism: Aplosporella prunicola CBS 121167
Lineage: Eukaryota; Fungi; Ascomycota; Dothideomycetes; Botryosphaeriales; Aplosporellaceae
Exons: 5
Coding region: 41-1705 (554 amino acids)
Cellular component (GO): endoplasmic reticulum membrane
Molecular function (GO): sphingosine-1-phosphate phosphatase activity
Source: RefSeq, a predicted model, not a curated record
CUGUCAUCCUCCCCUUCUCCCCCAAAUAAUCUCCCCCACGAUGGCUGAGCAGCGCUUUGAUGCUGGCGUGCGCAACCACGACCACUACCAGAGCAAGCUGCCGCCAUGGCGCUACAAGCUGAGAAACUUCCUCAUCCCCAUUGUGCGCUGGGAGACGCCCUACCUGGCCUACAUGCAGCAUGCCCUGCGCUCUCCCGCCCUCGACUCGUACUUCGCCUUUACCGCUAACCUCGGCACCCACACCUUCUUCAUGAUCAUGCUGCCCAUCCUCUUCUGGUGCGGCUACACCAACCUGGGCAAAGCAAUGGUCCAUGUCCUGGCCUCUGGCGUCUUCUGGAGCGGCUUCGUCAAGGACAUGCUGUGCCUUCCGCGCCCGCUGUCCCCGCCGCUCCAGCGCAUCACCAUGUCCGGCUCCGCCGCGCUCGAGUACGGCUUCCCGUCGACCCACUCGACCAACGCCGUGUCCGUCGCCAUCUAUGCCAUCUGGCUGCUGCGUGCCACCGACGAGGCCCACGUGCUCCUCCAAACCCUCUUUUACUGCUAUACCGUGUCCAUUAUCUUUGGCCGCCUGUACUGUGGCAUGCACGGCUUCUUCGAUGUCGUUAUCGGUACCAUCAUCGGUGCUCUGCUGGCAGCCAUUGAACUGGCCUUUGGCAAUGCCUUUGACCACUGGGUCUGCAGUGAGAGCUGGACCAAUCCGCUCAUUGUCACGCUUGUAAUUCUUGUCCUGGUCCGCAUCCACCCUGAGCCCGCCGACGAUUGUCCGUGUUUUGAUGACAGUGUUGCCUUUGCCGGUGUCGUUAUCGGCUGCGAGAUUGGUGUCUGGCACUAUGCCAAAAGCUCGUACGCCUUGGAUGACCCCAUUCCCGGGACCGUUCCCUUUGACCUUUACAAAAUAGGCUGGCUUAAAGCGACCUUGCGUAUCUUCCUCGGCGUACUGAUCAUUUUUGCAUGGCGAGGUCUAAUGAAGCCAAUAUUGCUCAAGCUUCUCCCGCCCGUCUUCCGUGUUCUAGAGCGUCUGCGCAUGAGCCUCCCUCGAAAGUUCUUCCUCGCGGCGUCUCAAUACUCCACUAUUCCUAGGCUCCGCGAUGAUGACCACGUCAUCCCCUCCGCAUCCGAAAUCCCCUCGAUGCUCACGAACCUCUCGCACCCCCGCAAGCGCGCCGUCUCCGUCGGCCCGCAGAGCAUGGCCGAUGCCUACGAGACCCUUGCGUACCGCCACAAGCGGCGACGCGAAAGCUCAAACACGCCCGGCGCCGAGCGGCCUAAGAGUCCUCUCAGGAGGAGCGAAAAGGAGCCCAGCCCUGGAGGUUACUUUACCGUUCAGCCGGAGGCCAACUCGACGUCGAGCAGCAAUCUGGGCACGCCUGCCGGCGUCAACCUCCUGCCGACGCCGAUGAGCAGCCGUGUGCACUCGUACGAGCAGAUGAUGGGCAGUGGCACUGCGAUGGCACGUCCGCCCACGCCGCCGUCGAGCGAUCGGGGCGGGAAUGGCGAGCAGGUGUUGCUGGAAUGGGAGGAAAAGACAGAGGUGGGUGACAAAGAGGAGGAAAAGGAGGACCGGGAGAUCUUUUUAAAGCUGGAGAGGCCGAGAGUAAGAUAUGAUGUGGAAGUGGUGACGAAACUGAUUGUUUAUUCGGGUAUCGCUUGGUGGGCGGUCGAAGGUAAUCCCAUUCUGUUCGAGCUCUGUGGCUUGAGCAUAUAGCAAGAGGCGUUACUGUACCAGGGCGUGGGGGGGGCAAAGGCGCAAGGUGUAGAUGAUUUUUUGCAUAGGGGAAAAGUUCCGCCCGUUGAGGCGACAGUACUUAAUUGCGCAAGGACAUAGUUUCGAGGGGGACGACGAUAGACUUAGGACCACGGCCAUUGAAAAAAACGUUUCAGCCAUGUUUACGAAUGUAGCGGGUGGGUAGAUGGCUUGGAAGCUUGCUGAACACCACGACCACCGGUGGCCAGCCGGAAAGAGAUAUGAUACGGACCAAUCGACGUUAUUACAAGCUGCACAGGGAUGCGAUGGCGUAGUUGGUGG